UCUUCAUUUCAUCUCCCCACAUUCUCACCAACUCUUCAAUUUUUUUUUUUCUAAAUUUGGAUUUCAAUAAUUCAAUUCAUUUCAUUACUUUUGGAUGCAAAUGCAUAGGAUGAGCACAGAUGAUGGAAGAACCGGGUUGUCAGAAGAUUACAACCGCCAUGUUCAUUACCACUCCGACACAGAAGUGGUCGGAGUGGACAGGAAAUCAUUCAGCGGGCCACUGAGUGUAAGUGGCCCGCUGAACAAAAGAGGCGCCCGGAAAGGCGCCAGGUUUAACAUAGACGGAAGUACAAGCGGGAGUGUGAAAUCCUCACACUCCAACAAUAACGACGAGUACGUCGAAAUCACGUUGGACGUCCGCGAGGACUCCGUGGCGGUUCACAGUGUGAAAACCGCCGAUGGAGUCGACGUGGAGGACCCCGAGUUAUCUCUACUAGCCAAAGGGUUGGAGAAAAGGUCCUCGUUCGGGUCGUCCGCGGUGAAAAACGCGUCCGCGAAGAUCCGACAGGUGUCGCAAGAGCUGAAGCGGCUGACUUCGUUCUCGAAACCGAUGAAGCGUUUAGAGAGAACGAAGUCAGCCGCAGCUUAUGCCCUUAAAGGGCUGAAGUUUAUUAGCAAGAACGACGGCGGGGCGGCCUGGGCCGCCCUCGAAAAGCGGUUUGAUGAACUCACCGGAGACACCAAUGGCUUACUUCCUCGGUCACUUUUUGGUGAAUGCAUAGGGAUGAAUAAAGAUUCAAAAGAGUUCGCCGGAGAGUUGUUUGAUUCACUUUCCCGGCGGCGGAAUAUCACCGGCGACGUGAUAAACAAAGAACAGUUAAAGGAGUUUUGGGAUCAAAUUUCUGAUCAGAGUUUUGAUUCAAGGCUGCAAACUUUCUUUGACAUGGUUGAUAAAGAUGCAGACGGCAGGAUUACAGAAGACGAAGUCAGAGAGAUUAUCAGCCUAAGUGCAUCAGCCAACAAGUUAUCAAACAUUCAAAAACAAGCAGAUGAAUAUGCAGCAUUGAUCAUGGAAGAACUAGACCCCGACAACGUCGGUUACAUCAUGAUUGAAAACUUGGAGAUGUUAUUGUUACAAGCGCCGACACAUAAUGUGAGAGGAGAAAGCCGAAAGCUGAGCCAAAUGUUGAGCCAAAAGCUGAAAACGACGCACUAUGGAAACCCGAUAAGAAGAUGGUAUGAAGAUUUUAAGUACUUUUUACAGGACAAUUGGAAGAGAUGUUGGGUGAUUGUACUUUGGAUAGGAAUAAUGGCGGGUUUGUUUACGUGGAAGUACUUUCAAUACAGAAACCGAGCUGUGUAUAAGUUGUUGGGACAAUGUGUAUGUAUAGCGAAAGGUGCAGCCGAGACUUUAAAGCUUAACAUGGCGAUUAUAUUAUUACCCGUUUGUCGAAACACGAUUACUUGGUUGAGGAACAAGACUAAGAUGGGUGUCGUGGUCCCGUUCGAUGACAAUCUUAAUUUCCACAAGGUGAUUGCAGUGGCGAUUACGAUUGCAAUUGGGUUACACGCGAUUUCCCAUUUAACAUGCGACUUUCCUCUACUAAUUCACGCAACAGAGGAAGAAUAUAGACCGAUGCAACAGUUUUUUGGAGAUCAAGCCGAAAAUUAUUGGCAUUUUGUGAAGGAACCAGUGGGGUAUACGGGAAUAAUAAUGGUAGUACUAAUGACUAUAGCUUUUACGCUAGCAACCCCUUGGCUAAGACGAGGCAAGCUCAACCUACCCCCAUGGUUAAAGAAACUAACGGGGUUUAACGCUUUUUGGUAUUCCCACCACCUGUUUGUUAUCGUCUAUGUGAUGCUUAUAGUUCACAGUAUCAAAAUUUACCUUAUCAAAGAUUGGUACAAGAAAACGACAUGGAUGUACUUGACCGUCCCGCUUGCACUCUACACUUGUGAAAGAUUAAUAAGGGCAUUCCGGUCAAGUGUUAAACCCGUCAAGAUACUUAAGGUGGCUGUUUAUCCCGGAAAUGUGUUGGCACUUCAUAUGUCAAAGCCACAAGGAUUCAAAUACAAGAGUGGUCAAUACAUGUUUGUCAACUGUGCCGCUGUCUCCCCAUUUGAAUGGCACCCAUUUUCCAUUACGUCUUCCCCGGGUGAUGAUUACCUGAGUGUACAUAUCCGGACUCUUGGUGAUUGGACUAGACAACUAAGAACCGUCUUUUCCGAGGUAUGUCAGCCUCCACAUAAUGGAAAAAGUGGGCUUCUUAGAGCUGAUUGCCAAGGAGAAAAUCCAAAUUUCCCAAGAGUUUUAAUCGACGGUCCAUACGGUGCACCAGCACAAGACUACAAAAAAUACGAUGUGGUGUUGCUAGUGGGCUUAGGAAUUGGAGCAACGCCGAUGAUCAGUAUUGUGAAAGACAUUGUGAACAACAUGAAAGCCAAAGAAGAAGAACAAAACGCAUUGGAAAACGGUGCCACAUUACAAAAGGAUAAAACGGGUUCAAGAAGUACAAACAACUUUAGAACAACACGGGCUUACUUCUAUUGGGUCACUAGAGAACAGGGUUCGUUUGAUUGGUUUAAAGGUGUUAUGAAUGAGGUUGCUGAGAUGGACAAAAAUGGCGUUAUAGAGAUGCAUAAUUAUUGCACAAGUGUUUAUGAGGAAGGUGAUGCGAGAUCUGCUUUAAUUACUAUGCUUCAGUCACUUAAUCAUGCUAAAAAUGGUGUUGACGUUGUUUCGGGUACUCGUGUUAAGUCUCAUUUUGCUAAACCUAAUUGGCGGAAUGUUUACAAGCGAAUUGCACUCAAUCACAAUGGUUCCAGGAUAGGAGUAUUCUAUUGUGGAGCACCAGCACCAACAAAGGAAUUGAAACAAUUAGCUUUAGAUUUCUCACACAAGACACCAACAAAGUUUGACUUCCACAAAGAGAAUUUCUAAGAAUCAUAUAUGAGAUCAAGUCAAACCUUCUAGAAGCAUAUUAUCAAAUAUAGUAUUGAGAGCUGUAAAAUAAUAGUGAAAGGAAGUAUAGUGACAUCCAUGAUUGUUGUGAGUGCCAGCAAAGGUAGUGGGAGAUAAAAUUUUAUAAAUAAAUUAAGGGUAAAGAUGCUGCAGUAAUGGCUGGUGUCAUUCUUGCAUCAUGUUGGUUGGGUUGUUGGUGAAAUUUUGUAUCUUCGAUUUUAUUUUUUUGUUGUCAAAAAUGUUUGGCUUUAGGUGUGGGUGGUAGGAUACAAACAGAGAUACCAGCUAGUCACCUAAUUGUUGACUCAAUAUGUAUAUAUAUUUUUUCAGAUUUUGAGAUAUAGUAAUAAUGAAUAUGUGUGUUUAUUUAUUAAA
Messenger RNA from Helianthus annuus (common sunflower), 3277 nucleotides. RefSeq names its product respiratory burst oxidase homolog protein C. The transcript has 12 exons. Bases 95 to 2881 code for a protein of 928 amino acids. The record is from RefSeq and is a predicted model, not a curated record. Gene Ontology annotation, cellular component: plasma membrane. Gene Ontology annotation, molecular function: peroxidase activity; calcium ion binding; NAD(P)H oxidase H2O2-forming activity. NCBI's taxonomy places the organism in Eukaryota, Viridiplantae, Streptophyta, Magnoliopsida, Asterales, Asteraceae.